AUGUCGGAUCCACUGGACGAAAAUCCAAAUAAAAUCAUUCCAUUCGAUAUGAAUGAUUUAAGACAAAGGCAAGAAAAAGAUAAGAUAGUACAAGACAUAAAAAAGAAAAGUCGAAGUAAGAAAAAUUAUUUUAUUGAAAAUGGUAUACUAUUUAGAAAACAACAGCUGCCACUUUCAUCAAUACCAUUUGUUCCAGCCGGACGAAUACGUACUGAUAUAUUAAAAAUUUAUCAUGACACACCCGGUAAUGGAGCUCAUUUUGGGCGUGAUAAAACAACAAGAAAAAUUCAAGAACGUUAUCAUUGGCCAACAAUGAUAACUGAUAUUAGAAAUCACUUAAAUUCAUGUCUACCAUGUGCACAAAACAAUCAUCAUCGUCAAAAAUUACCAGGAGCAUUAAAACCAAUAAAACCACCAGAAGGAAUUUGGAAAUUAUUAAGUAUGGAUUUUCAUGGACCGAUAGCUCCAACAUCCAAACAAGGAAAUAGAUAUAUUAUAUCUCUGACAGAUAUAUUAUCAAAAUUUGUAGUUGCAAAAGCUGUUCGGGAUUGUUCAGCAACAACAGCUGUAAAAUUUCUUAUCAAUGAUGUUAUUUUAAAAUAUGGAACUCCAACAUGUAUUUUAACUGAUAAUGGUACUCAUUUUACUGCUCAAAUUAUGAACAAUUUGCUUCAACACCUUGGGAUUACUCAUUUAUAUUCUACAGUGUAUCAUCCCCAAACAAAUGGACAAAUCGAACGAUUUAAUGCUACAAUGGACGGUAAAAUUGCAGCGUUAUGUAAUGAACGACGUACAAAUUGGGAUGAAGUACUACAAUAUGUUACAUUUAAUUACAAUACAUCAAUACACGCAACAACAAAACAAACACCAUUUGAAAUGAUGCAUGGACGACAAGCUAUUCUUCCAUUCGACCAACAAAAGGAAAUAAUUUCGCUCACACAAGAUUCAGAGCAUGGCGAAAAAAUUAGAAUUUAUCUUGAAAAAUUAGUACAUGAAGCUCGAAACAAUAUUAUAAAAAAUCAACAGCAAUACAAGACUCGAUAUGAUUUGAAUAGACAAAAUUUAUCAUUGAAAUAA
Rotaria socialis is the source of this 1077-nucleotide messenger RNA. Lineage: Eukaryota; Metazoa; Rotifera; Eurotatoria; Philodinida; Philodinidae. The record is from the annotation of a GenBank genome assembly.